Hansenula ciferrii is the source of this 2097-nucleotide messenger RNA. RefSeq names its product putative prophage-derived transglycosylase. The transcript has a single exon. NCBI's taxonomy places the organism in Eukaryota, Fungi, Ascomycota, Saccharomycetes, Phaffomycetales, Wickerhamomycetaceae. The coding region runs from base 1 to 2097 and encodes 698 amino acids. The record is from RefSeq and is a predicted model, not a curated record.
AUGUCGGAUCAUCAGAGUCCUCAUGAGGAAUAUAUAUUGGAAAAGCUAGGCUCAAAUUUAGAAGCUUAUUCAAAUAAUCCAGUAUUAAAUAAAUUAACACCAAGUAGAAGUCAAUCAUCAUCUGGUAUAAAGAAGAAGAGAAGAAGAUCUUCAAGAUCUGAUACUGCAGAUUCACAUUUACACUCACAUUCACAACCACAAUCACAAUCAAAUUCAACAAGAGUAACUCCUAAUUGGAAUGUUUCAUAUCCAAGAAAUACUGAUUCAAAUAUUGUUACUUCACCUGUUAAAUUAAUUAAUUCAAAGUAUAAUAAUAAAUCUUCAAAUGAUAAUACAAAUUAUCAAUUACAAUCAAGUCAAAGAUCAAUAAGAAAUCAAAAUAUUCAUUCUUCAACUAUUAAACAACCUUUAAAAUCAUCUACAAAAAAACCUUUAAGGAAAGGUACUCCAUUAAUUAAAAAGAAAAAAGAUCAUGACGAUGAUCAAGAUGAUCUAGAUGAUAAUGAUUUAACAGGAAGUCCCAAAGAUAAAAAUCAUUCAAGAAAACUUCAAAAACCCUCCAAUAUACCAAAAUUAAAUUCAAGAUUAACAAAUCAUUCAAUUAAUUUAAAUAAUCCAAACAUUUCAAACAUGUCAACUAUAUCAAAUAGUCGAAUACAUUAUAGUUUAUCAACAAAAGAUGAUCAUGAUUAUAAUGAACUUGAUGACGAUUUUGAUGAUUCACAUUUGAAAAGUGAUAAUACUUUACAAAGCGCUAUACCAAGUGAUAUAGAAAGUCCUGAAAAACAUUUUUAUCCAAAUGAAAAUCUGAAAAAAUCUUCAUCAACUAUAUCAUCAGUUAAAAUAUUAAAAUCAAAUAAUUCACAAAGUUUUAAUAAUAGUUUAUUAACAUCACCUUCUAAAAACUUAUCGAGGACUAAUCAUGGAAUUUCAACUAAAUUUCCCAAGAAUAUUUCUUCAUCUUUGAUUAAAAAUACUUCAAAUGAAGUUGAUGAAUAUGAUGAAGAAGAACAUGAUCAUGAACAAUUAGAAUCUAAUCCAUUACAUUUCAACACAACAUUAACUAAAUUUAUAAAUCCAAAACCUAAUGAUUCAUUACUUUCAACUAUUGAAAAGGAAAGAAUUGCAUAUGAAGAAAGAAGAAAAUCAAGACAAACUAGUAAAUCUCCACAAAAUAAAUUAAUUUCUGUUAAUAAUAACAUUAUUGAUAAUAUUAUUGCCAACAGCAACAACAAUAACAAUGAUAAUAAUAAUAAUAAUAAUAAUAAUAAUAAUAAUAAUAAUAAUAAUAACAAUAAUAAUAAUGACAUCACCACAACUACUACUAAUAAAGAACUUUAUAAUCAAUUUGAUCUUUCAAGAUUUGAUUCAAGUGAUGAAGAUAUAUCACCACCUCAAUUAACAGUUUCAUUAUCAAAUGAACCUUUAAAUAAUCAUUUGAAAACUCUCAAUAUAGAGAAAGAAACCAUUGGGAACAUUGGGAAAUCAAAUUCACUAUAUCCAAAUUUAUCAAAAUCACCAAUAAUUCAAAAUAGAAAACAUGUUUCACCUAAACCUUUAGAACUUAAGACUUCUUUAUAUCCAAUAUUACCAUCAAUUAAUAGGAAUGGUUUGAAUAAUACAGGUAAGAAAGGAAAAAAUGAUGAUAAUGACAAUAUAGAUGAUAAUAAUAAUAAUUUAAUACGAAAUGAUAAAACUCAAAAAAUAAAUGAAAGUUUUUCAAAUGUUAUUAAUGAAGUUUCAAAUAAUAUUAAUAAAAAUAAAGAUGUUGUUGAUAACACAAGAAAUUUCCAAUCAAGUACACCAAAAAGAUAUAACCUUAGAUCUAAUUCCAAAACUCCAAUUCAAAUUUCCAAAACAUCAAAAAAUCCACAAAAUUCUUCAAAUCCAAAAGAUCCAAAAGAUCCAAAAGAUUCAGAAGACUGGAACUAUAAUCAAUGGAAGGCAUUCAUCCAAGCAUUUGUCAAAUAUGAAUCUACAAAAGAUUUAUCAAUUUUUUAUAAAGAACGAUUAUUAAAUUAUCUUAAUUGUGAUAAAGAAGGAAUAAAAGAUCGAAUCAAGUUUUUUAUAAAACAUGGUGAUGAAUAUAGGAUUUAA